Molecule: messenger RNA, 2894 nt
Organism: Mollisia scopiformis
Lineage: Eukaryota; Fungi; Ascomycota; Leotiomycetes; Helotiales; Mollisiaceae
Product: escape protein-like protein 2
Exons: 10
Coding region: 174-2711 (845 amino acids)
Cellular component (GO): mitochondrial inner membrane
Molecular function (GO): RNA binding
Source: RefSeq, a predicted model, not a curated record
CGUCGAAUGUCUGUUUCCUGGUCGAAGAUUGUUGAUGUGUGAAGCCUUAUGACCUCAUGGACACGACAAGACGAAAACGCGUGAGCAUGAGAGCUUCCUUGAUUGACGCGCUUCCUCUGCGGUCUGCCACUCUCAAGUCAUGAUCGUCGCCGUGGCAUCGAAUUGAUACGAAGAUGCAGACCUCGAGACGCAUAUUCUUCAAUCCGACCAGCCUCCCCGGAUUGAGGACGAAACCGCAGCGACGAGACUUCUACCAUGGCGGAAGCACACCAAGACCUAGGGUGGGACUGAGGAAAGAUGUGUGGAGAGGCAUACGCAGAGAAAGUACGGAGACGGGAGAGGAUCAGUCAGGGCAUAUUGCUGCUGGGUUCAACGAGGGGAUUCUGUUCUUCGACAACCUCUUUCCUCUGAAGCUCACAUGGCUUCUACGAUAUCCAUUACGCUCCGAACGAAACCUUCCAGACCUUCUGAAUCGAUUCCAUAGUCAGACUCUUUCAGUUCUUGAUCCAAUUGGACUUGUUAAGCAGGCAAUACCGGCGUCGGUACCAUUGAAAAUUACGGAGAUACUUCCUCGGUUGAAGGAUGGCGGGGCAUUCGUCAAAUUCUCACAUCCAGAUGCUGUGACAGCGAAAGAGGUCGAGGGGCUUGUUGGACGCUAUUUGGAAGAGAACCCAGUGAAGCCAUGGUUCAGUCCCUUUAGAGGAAUUCGUACAAAAUUGGUUGUUGGUAAGCCUUGGCUGGAGGACCUACACCGAUUUCCAAGUUGCCGGAUAAAAGUCGAAUUCGUUCCUACAAGCCCAGGAGGACAAGCAGCAGAAUUAUCUCAAGAAACCCUUUAUAGUCUCUUUCGGAAAUAUGGCAAACUUGCUGAGAUCACAUCACAAGCGUCAGACUCAAAGGUUCUUCCAAAAUUCGCAUACCUCGAUUUUGCUAGACUUCGACAUUCUAUCAUGGCAAGAAAUUGUAUGCAUGGAAUUAAGAUUUCAGAAGCUCAAGGUGGUGGAGCAGCGGGUACUGAAUUGAGAUUGAGUUAUGAGCAGAAGUUGAAAACACACUGGAUCUGGGACUGGUUACUCAACCAUCCACGUGUUGUCAUCCCCGCAAUAGCUGCUCUCACUGCGAUCAUAGCAGCUGCAGUCUUUGACCCAAUGAGGACAUUUUUUAUCCGAGCUCAUGUGGAGCAUGCUUUCCAUCUCAAGGACAAUAAGAUCUACAAGUGGUUCAAAAAUCAAGCGGGCGACAUUUUUACCUUCCGAUUGCAUCGCGGUGAGGAAGCUAGCCUUGGCGCGAUAUUCGAUGAUCGAAAAGAAGUAAUUGAUCAACUCAGGACAUGGCUGAUGGAAACUGCCGAAACCUUCAUUAUCAUCCAAGGUCCUCGCGGAUCUGGCAAAAAGGAGGUCUUAGAUGAGGCUCUGAAGGGACGACCAAACAUACUAAAUCUUGACUGCAAGAGAAUCGUAGAAGCACGAGGAGAUAGUGCCACUAUUUCUACUUUAGCAAGUGAGGUUGGAUAUCGGCCAUUAUUCGCAAUUUUGAAUAGCAUGAGCAGUCUCAUUGACCUAGCAUCCCAAGCGACCAUUGGAAGCAAAAGCGGACUUUCCGAAACUCUGGACAGCCAGCUCAAAAAGAUACUCGAAACUACUGCUACAGCUUUGAAGCAGGUAGCACUUAGCCACAGGAACAAAGACGACAAGGACGCUUCCCUUAAUGAUGAUGACUGGUUGGAAGCUCAUCCCGAAUUUCGGCCAGUCAUAGUCGUUGACAACUUCAAGACUGACGAAGUCGCUGUGGUAUACGACAAGAUAUCUGAAUGGGCAGCUGCUCUUACGACACAAAACAUCUCGCAUAUUAUCUUCUUGACGAAUGACAUCUCCUACUCAAAGCCUCUUACAAAAGCCUUACCAGACAGAGUCUUUAGAGAGAUAGUUCUCGGAGAUCUUACUCCAGAAGUAGCGAAGAAAUUCGUUGUAACCCAUCUUGACCAAGAUGAGCACGACCCCACGGGAGAAGCUGUGAAACUGUCCCCAAGCAUAAAACACCGUGACUUGGAAGAACUUGACGAGUGUAUUGCAGUGCUCGGAGGCCGACUUACAGAUCUAGAAUUUCUUGCACGUCGCUUGAAGACUGGACAAACACCUAAGAAGGCUUUAGCAGAGAUCAUUGAGCAGAGUGCUUCCGAAAUAAUGAAGAUGUAUCUCUUGACACUUGACAAAGGAGACCGCAAAUGGUCCCCCGAGCAAGCUUGGUUUCUAGUAAAAUCACUUGCAGAACAGGAAAAUCUACGCUAUAACGAGGUGUUGCUUUCGAAUACAUUCGCAUCCUCCCUCACGGCUGCUGCGACGAAUGGUGAAGGCGUCUUGGAAGCGCUGGCAGCAGCUGAAUUGAUCAGCAUCAAGACUCACAACGGUCGUCCUGCGACCAUUCUCCCAGGGAAACCACUCUUGAGGGAGUCAUUCAAGAAGAUCGUUGACGAUACGGCUCUGCGAUCUCGUCUUGAUCUAGCAGUAUUGAAGGAGUUGAUCACAAUUGAGACGAAGAGCAUUGAUAAGUAUGAAAAUGAGCUGACAAUGCUUGGAGGCCUACCUCGCCAGAGGGAGUUGGGACCCCGGAUUCAGUUUCUCUUGACGAACUUGGCAGCAAGUCAACAAAAGGUUGAGGCCUGGACGAAAGAAGUCGGGGCGUUGAAGAAGAUCCUCGCGAAGGAGUACUGAUGUAAAUAUGGUUCAGCACAUGUAUACCCCACAUCGCCGCACAAUCGCAGUUUGUAUACGAAAUGUACCAGAUAUUGCUCUCAUCUCAAAUUCGUAUACUGGAACAGAGAUUUUAAUGGUGCUCGUGUCGUUUUAGCGUCGUGUAGAUUCAAGCAUCGACGAAUAUACGAUCUGGGGAAAAAG